This is a messenger RNA of Phycomyces blakesleeanus NRRL 1555(-), 1854 nucleotides long. RefSeq lists its product as hypothetical. The coding region runs from base 1 to 1854 and encodes 617 amino acids. The transcript has 2 exons. The record is from RefSeq and is a predicted model, not a curated record. NCBI's taxonomy places the organism in Eukaryota, Fungi, Mucoromycota, Mucoromycetes, Mucorales, Phycomycetaceae.
AUGCGUACCUCUCGUGGCUUACAAGUCACCUCCCUUGUCGUCUUACUACCUGUCUUACUACUACUCAUCACUCCCGUAGUAAUCCUCGUCAUUUCAGUCUUUUCGCAACUAAAGUCAUUCUGUUUACCAACUGCAUUGGCUCACUUUACCAAAUUUGCCAUUCUUGAUCUCUGGGCACACUCACAGUCUCUAGACUUUCACUCGGGAACAGAGUCUUUAGGAUACAAUCAAUCAGAAGUAACCAACCAUUCGAAUGUGUCAGAAACAAGACCGGAGUGGCCUGUUUAUCAAGUAAAAGAUUAUCUUUCUUGGUUAACUAUCGCUUGUUUCGGACUUUGUCUUUUAACCGUUGGGUUUACAAAGUUCCCUACAAAAUGCUUACGGACCCUUAAAAAAGCCAUUCAGCCCUGCAUGAGCACUGGUGCAACACUGUAUGACAGUAUCGUGUAUUUCACCAAAAAGGUUCCAAAGAUCGACACAGUCCUUGUAACCACGCUACAAGCCAACCGUGCACCUCAACCUACAGAAGCCCCAAUUCAUCAUGUGGUUGAUCGGAGAGUAGACCAAAAGCCAAAAGACCUUCCGCACCCACGUCGCAAACGAGCAAACACAAUCAGUCAACCAACCAAAAAGUCGAACCAUCGAAACCAUGUACGAACAGUAUAUUCUGACCACAAACCAGGCCCAAAACUCACAACAGAAGGAACCGACCAAACCGACCAAACCGACCAGACAAAAUCAACCAUUGCUGACGACGAAGCGGCUUCCUCUUCCUCUUCUUUUUCUUCUGCUGAUUCGGACGACUGGGUCAAUGUAAAGCCCAAAAGACAUUUGCCUAAAAAAUCCCAUCGUCUUGAAACAAAGAUCUCCGAAAAAAGAAUUGUAGAAACUCCUCUGAAGCAAAAGAAUGAUAGUAGCAAUGUUAAUGACAGCGACAAUGUUAAUGUUAAUGCUAAUGCUAAUGUCAAUUUCAAUUUCAUUACUGAUGUGGACGGUGACGUUGAUGUCGACGUUGAUGUUACUGACAAUAAUUACAAUUAUAAUGAUAACGACAAUCCUAAUGAUGAAAAUGAUGGCGACGACGACGACGACGGUGGCUGUGACGAUGAUGACAAUGUCGAAGAAGAAGACAACGAUAACGAAAAUAACUUUUACAACUCUCUUUCAACUCACCAAACACCUCUUCUAGCUAUGGAUUUGACACCUGUAACAAGUGACGAUGAAUCGAAUAAUCCUCAAUCUCCUCCCCUUUCUCCUCCUUCUUACCGGCAAGCUGUUCAGAAUUGGUAUUCGCCAUUUUCUACUGGUUUAGAUCUCGACAUCUUGCGACGCAAUGAUCUUUUUAAUUAUAAGAUCAAACAACCUCAACCUCAACCUCGAUCUCAACCGCAACCGCAACCGCAACCGCAACCGCAACCGCAACCGCAACAGCAACAGCAAUCACUCAGAACCCCAUCAACUUACUCUUUGUUCUCUGGCGGUGUCACAUCCUCUUAUCAGUUUGGCCUACUCAACGGCCCAUAUCUUGAGUCGGGUACAUCAAGAUUGCAAAAUCAUUCUUAUAAUGAACAAACUCACUCUCCCACAUUCACCCACUCACACAACAAUCACGAUCACAUUCACAUUCACAAACACAAACACAAUCACAAUCACUGCUACCAAAACCAUCACUACAAAAAACAUCAAGACACUCCAAACCCAUUAGGACCCAUUGGCAAAGAUAAUCAUGCAACUCGUCCUUUGUCUCCAAACUCUGCACCCUGGAAACUUUUCGCUCCAGUUAAUGUGGACAAUAUUGCGACAGAUAGCCCCCGACCAGUGUUUUCUUUAUUUGAGGGUCCUAAUCUCUUUUAA